Centrocercus urophasianus (Greater sage-grouse) is the source of this 3571-nucleotide messenger RNA. RefSeq names its product ubiquitin carboxyl-terminal hydrolase 34-like. Gene Ontology annotation, biological process: protein deubiquitination. The record is from RefSeq and is a predicted model, not a curated record. The coding region runs from base 67 to 3318 and encodes 1083 amino acids. The transcript has 26 exons. Gene Ontology annotation, cellular component: cytosol; nucleus. Gene Ontology annotation, molecular function: cysteine-type endopeptidase activity; cysteine-type deubiquitinase activity. Lineage: Eukaryota; Metazoa; Chordata; Aves; Galliformes; Phasianidae.
UUUUUUUACCUAAAGGAAAGUGAAUGUAAAGCAUAUAAUCCACGGCCUUUUUGUAAAACUUAUACCAUGGAUAAGCAGCCACUGAACACUGGAGAGCAAAAAGAUAUGACUGAAUUCUUCACUGACCUGAUCACAAAAAUAGAAGAGAUGUCUCCAGAACUGAAAAACACAGUGAAAAGUUUGUUUGGAGGUGUUAUCACAAACAAUGUUGUUUCCUUGGACUGUGAACAUGUAAGCCAGACUGCUGAAGAGUUCUAUACAGUAAGAUGCCAGGUAGCAGAUAUGAAGAAUAUUUACGAAUCUCUUGAUGAAGUAACUAUUAAAGAUACCUUGGAAGGUGAUAACAUGUAUACCUGUUCUCAUUGUGGGAAAAAAGUGCGGGCUGAAAAAAGGGCAUGUUUUAAGAAACUACCUCGUAUCUUAAGCUUCAACACUAUGAGAUAUACAUUUAAUAUGGUAACUAUGAUGAAGGAGAAAGUGAACACUCAUUUUUCAUUCCCUCUGCGUUUGGAUAUGACACCUUAUACUGAAGAUUUCCUCAUGGGAAAAAAUGACAGGAAAGAAGGUUUUAAGGAAGACGGUGAAUAUUUGAAAGAAACAGAGAGUUAUGAGUAUGAUCUCAUCGGUGUAACAGUUCAUACAGGAACAGCAGAUGGUGGACAUUAUUACAGUUUCAUCAGAGAUAUAGUAAAUCCCCAUGCUUACAAAAACAACAAAUGGUAUCUUUUCAACGAUGCUGAAGUAAAACCAUUUGAUUCAACACAGCUUGCCUCAGAAUGUUUUGGUGGAGAAAUGACUACAAAAACAUAUGAUUCUGUUACUGAUAAAUUUAUGGACUUCUCCUUUGAAAAGACACACAGUGCUUACAUGCUGUUUUACAAACGGAUGGAGCUGGAAGAGGAAAAUGGCAAAGACUACAAAUUUGAUGUUUCUUCGGAAUUGCUGGAGUGGAUAUGGCAUGAUAACAUGCAGUUUCUUCAAGACAAGAACAUUUUUGAACAUACAUAUUUUGGGUUUAUGUGGCAUUUGUGUAGUAGCAUCCCAAGCACGCUACCAGAUCCAAAAGCAGUUUCCCUGAUGACAGCAAAGUUAAGCACUUCUUUUGUACUAGAGACAUUUAUUCAUUCAAAGGAAAAGCCUACAAUGCUUCAGUGGAUUGAGCUUUUAACAAAGCAGUUUAAUAACAGUCAGGCAGCUUGUGAAUGGUUUUUGGAUCGUAUGGCAGAUGAUGAUUGGUGGCCAAUGCAGAUUCUAAUAAAGUGUCCCAAUCAGAUUGUGAGACAGAUGUUCCAGCGUUUGUGCAUUCAUGUGAUACAGAGACUGAGACCAGUGCAUGCGCAUCUUUAUCUUCAGCCAGGGGUGGAAGACUGUUCGGAUGACAUGGAUGGUCCUGUGGAAGACAUCGGCAGUCGCUCCUGUGUGACACGUUUUGUGAAGACUCUCUUGUCUAUUAUGGAGCAUGGCGUUAAGCCACACAGUAAACAUCUCACAGAAUACUUUGCCUUUCUUUAUGAAUUUGCCAAAAUGGGUGAAGAGGAAAGCCAGUUCUUGCUUUCACUGCAAGCCAUAUCAACAAUGGUUCACUUCUACAUGGGAACUAAAGGACCUGAAAAUCCACAGGUUGAAGUACUUUCUGAGGAAGAAGGGGAGGAGGAGGAGGAGGAGGAAGAUAUACUUUCUUUAGCAGAAGAAAAAUAUAGGCCUGCUGCUCUUGAGAAGAUGAUUGCUCUGAUUGCUCUCCUAGUUGAACAGUCUCGCUCUGAAAGGCAUUUGACUUUAUCACAGAAUGACAUGGCAGCAUUAACAGGAGGAAAGGGAUUUCCUUUUUUGUUUCAACAUAUCCGUGAUGGUAUCAACAUCAGGCAAACUUGCAAUCUGAUCUUCAGUUUGUGUCGGUACAAUAAUAGACUUGCAGAACAUAUUGUGUCCAUGCUUUUCACAUCAAUAGCAAAGUUGACUCCUGAGGCUGCCAAUCCUUUUUUCAAGUUGUUGACUAUGCUAAUGGAAUUUGCUGGUGGACCCCCAGGAAUGCCACCUUUUGCUUCUUACAUUCUGCAGAGGAUUUGGGAGGUCAUUGAAUACAACCCAUCUCAGUGCCUGGAUUGGCUGGCUGUGCAAACGCCUCGAAAUAAACUAGCGCACAGCUGGGUGCUACAAAACAUGGAAAACUGGGUUGAACGUUUUCUUCUGGCACAUAACUAUCCUAGAGUGAGAACUUCUGCAGCCUAUCUCUUGGUGUCGCUUAUUCCAAGCAAUUCCUUCCGUCAGAUGUUCCGAUCAACCCGCUCUUUGCACAUCCCUACACGUGAUCUGCCACUUAGUCCAGAUACUACAGUAGUUCUUCAUCAAGUCUACAACGUGCUUCUUGGCCUUCUUUCGAGAGCUAAGUUAUAUGUUGAUGCUGCUGUUCAUGGCACAACAAAACUUGUGCCCUACUUCAGUUUCAUGACAUACUGCUUGAUCUCAAAAACUGAGAAACUCAUGUUUUCUACUUACUUCAUGGACUUAUGGAACCUUUUCCAGCCUAAACUUUCUGAGCCAGCUAUAGCCACCAACCACAAUAAACAGGCUUUGUUGUCUUUUUGGUAUAACGUCUGUGUUGACUGUCCAGAGAACGUGCGCCUUAUUGUACAGAACCCUGUGGUGACAAAGAACAUUGCCUUCAAUUACAUCCUUGCUGACCACGAUGAUCAGGAUGUAGUGCUCUUCAACCGUGGGAUGCUGCCUGCCUACUAUGGCAUCCUGCGUCUCUGCUGUGAGCAGUCCCCUGUGUUCACGAGGCAGUUGGCUUCUCACCAGAACAUCCAGUGGGCGUUCAAGAAUCUCACGCCACAUGCCAGUCAGUACCCAGGAGCAGUAGAAGAACUGUUUAACCUCAUGCAACUUUUUGUAGCUCAGAGACCAGACAUGAGAGAGGAAGAGAUAGAAGACAUAAAGCAGUUUAAGAAAACCACCAUAAGCUGUUAUCUGCGCUGCUUGGAUGGACGAUCUUGUUGGACUACUUUAAUAAGUGCCUUCAGAAUAUUAUUGGAGUCUGAUGAAGACAGGCUUCUUGUUGUGUUUAACAGAGGAUUGAUUCUGAUGACUGAGGUAUUUUUGUUAUUAAUUUUGAUAAAAAGCUUACUUUUUUUACCAAUCCAGUACAUCAUUCCCAUCUCAGCAUUCACUUUAAAUUGUUUUAGUGUGGUAUCAUUUAAAAUACAGAUGAACUAUGUGGAUGAAUUACUGAUGUGUAAAACCUUAAUUUUUAGGCUCAUGGGAAAGACAAAAGAUUUACCAGACAUGCCUGAGCUAUCAUGUACAAAUUUAAAUGAGUAAAUUUGAGGCAAUAAAGAUCUUCAUAUUAGAUAAAAAUAAGAGCUUACUAGAUUAGUGAUUUGGUAGGGUAAUUAUGAAAAAUGUAGCUUAAAUAGGAAAGAUGGGCAAGAAAUAGUAAGGCUGAUAUCUCAGAUGUGUAGAGCAGUUGCUCUGAAGUUCACAGUGGAGGGUAAAUCAGGAGCUAUUGUAGUUUAGUCUACUAUAGAUCACAAACCAGUAAAGGAAGUGAAUUGGGUCUUUUGUAAAUUUGGAG